Danio rerio (zebrafish) is the source of this 2425-nucleotide messenger RNA. The record is from RefSeq and is a predicted model, not a curated record. NCBI's taxonomy places the organism in Eukaryota, Metazoa, Chordata, Actinopteri, Cypriniformes, Danionidae.
GGCGCUAUGACGUCAUAAAGCAGCGCGGCAGGAUCGGUUGAAUUCGGUUAAAGAGGGAAAAAAACCCGCUGAAAAGAUGGCGUUAAUUAAAGAGGAGAGGGAAGCCUUGAUGAUUGAAGAAACAUUCAGCGUCAAACAAGAAGAUCCCGAGGAACAAACAGAACUGAUGCCACCGAAGGAGGAGAGUGAAGAACUCCAACCAGACCAACAUCAGACCGAAUAUGACUACGAUUUAGUAACGGUAAAAAAAAGUCCCAGUGACUCAGAGACUGAAGAGACUUCCUCACAAAGAAGUGCUGAACCAGCAGAAACAAACAGUUCCUUUGUUUGCACUUGGUGUGGAACGAGUUUCAGUGAGCUGGACAAGUUUAAAGUCCACAUGAAGGUUCACACUGGAGACGGCCCUUUCAGCUGCCGGCAAUGUGGGAAGAGAUUCACUCAGAAGGGAAGCCUUAAAGUGCACAUGAGAAUUCACACCGGAGAGAGCUCGUUCACAUGUGAAGACUGCGGGAAGAGUUUCACGCAAAAAGGAAGUCUUAAAGUCCACAUGAGAAUUCACACCGGAGAGAGCUCGUUCACAUGUAAACACUGCGGAAAGAGUUUCACGCAAAAAGGAAGUCUUAAAGUCCACAUGAGAAUUCACACCGGAGAGAGAUCAUUCAGCUGUCAACACUGCGGGAAGAGUUUCUCUCGAAAGGGAAGCCUUACGGUGCACAUGAGAACUCACACCGGCGAGAACCCUUUCAUCUGCCAGGACUGCGGAAGGAGUUUCCACCGAAAACAGUCUCUUACGGGUCACAUGAGGACUCACACAGGAGAGAAGCCUUUCGCCUGCCCUCAAUGUGGAAAAAGUUUUACCCUUAAAGAAACCCUUAAAGCGCACAUGAGGGUUCACUCCAAAGAGUGUGGAAAGAGUUUCGGAGAUUCCCCCUCAUCGAACAUGGCGCAGUCGUCUUGUAAAUGCUACUGCAGCGUUCCCUGUUGUUCAAACAACAAGCAGAAAUUUCCCUAUUUGAGUUUCCACGACUUUCCAGUGGACGCCGAUCAGCGUGCACGUUGGGUCAAGGCCAUCAAAAGAAUUGAGGGACCCUGCUUUAAAAUCCGUCGGGGGAGCACCUACGUGUGCUGUCAGCACUUUGCCCCAGAGGACAAAUACACGUCAUUCAUUGGAAGGACCAGGAUUAAAAAAGGAGCAGUGCCGUCUAGAUUCUUCUGGAAUGACUGGGGUAAAGGAACCGAUUCAGAAAUUCCCCUGUCGGUUAACCCGAGAGCAAAGAAGUUCAUCAGCGCUGCUGUUCUGGAUCAAUCUCAAGAGACUCAGCCUGCGAAUGGAGCUGUGGAUCAUGACUAUGCCUACCUUCCAUCUCCUGGUAAACUGGAUGCUGCUGCUGAAAGAAUUAAAGAAUUGGAGCUUCAGGUUUCAUCACUAGAGGAAGAAAUCAAGCAGCUGACCGUGAAGCAGCAGCAGCCGCUGAUCUACAAGUUCUGCGUCACCGAUGAGGACUUUCAGUACUACACCAAGUUCAGCUCAAAGCAGGCCUUCACUGCGUUCUGGGAGUCCGUUCACCCCUCUGAUUCAAGACUUGCGUACUGGACCAAAGCACUGCAAACAGAGACGCCAAACCCUGAGCGAGGACUGCCGCUCGUUGAUGAACUCUUCCUGUUUCUCUGCCGGGUUGUUACCGGGCUUCAGGAGAAAACGUUGUCCUCCAUCUUUGAAGUUAGUUUGGUUACAGUUAAUCGUGUUAUAUUGACUUGGACAAGCUAUCUUCACCAGGUUCUCGAGGCUCUGCCAUUGUGGAUGACUGGAGAGCAAGUGCAGGCCACAAUGCCGGACAAAAUCAAGCUGGUUUACCCUCAGCUGAGAGUGAUAAUACACCGCACAGAGAUUAGCUGUGAAACAGCAUCCAUACAGUCAGAAACUCUUACAAAUCGCACUAACUUUAAAGCUCUAGUCGGUAUUUCCCCAUGUGGGGUUGUCACAUUUGUUUCCAAACUUUACCCAGACUCUAUUUCAGAUGCGGAAAUAACACGUCGGUCACACUUCGUACGGUUGCUCCAGCCAGGAGAUGCAGUAUUGGCCGACGAAGGCUUUCAGAUUGAGGAGAUGCUGUCUGAGGUGGGGGCGACACUCCUCGUUCCACCGCUGGAGGACACCCUGGAGACCCAGGCGGUCGCCCAACUUAGAGGUUUAGUGAACAGGACGAUACGCAGGGUUAAGGAGUACCAAAUCUGGGACAGGGUCGUUCCUCUUUCUCUGGCAGGUUUGGUCAGUCAGCUGUGGGCCGUUUGUUGUUUAUUGGCGAACUAUCAGGGAGAUCCUGAUGCCGAAUGUGAAAAACCAGUCUGAAGGGGUUCCCUUCCUUCAAAACAUUUCUCUUUUUGUAAAUUAAAGUUUAAAAUUAAGUUUUAGCCUUAUUUAAAG